AUUCAAUUCUCCGUGCAGUUAAUUUAAUUACAUAAGAAUCCCUCGGACCUUAUUUUAUGAAAACCCAAGGUUGGGUUGCUCUAUUUAUAGAUCUUGCUGUCUUGCCUUACAGGGCACUGGUAUUCCCAUCUACAGACUGAAGUCAUCGAUCGAUUGUUUAAUCAAUCAAUCAAUCCAUGUUCCCCUUCUCAGCGACAUAACAUCAUCGCUUCUCCCCCUUCUCCUCCGUUUCGACCUCGCUCAAAAUUAGAAUCCCAUCACAACAAUUUACUUGUGACGAAGUGAUUGUGUACCUGGCCUUAUCGCGCAGUCAUGGCGGCCAUGGAGGAGUUGGAGAUCCACAGCAAGUCUUACUUUGUUCGUUGGGUCAAUGUCAAACCCGGUCAUACUAUCUCCUGGAGCAUUCAGCCGCAUAAGAAGUCUCUCAACUUCGGCAUCUUCAAGCAUCCCGGCCAUUCAGCCAUCCUGGGAUCGAGCAAUUUGCCACCUGCCGACUCGCAAAGCACUGACUCGAAUGAAAAUCUACCAGCCACUGCUUUGAAUGCGAGCUCUCGUCAGAAUGCUUCUACGCCCAUCGUUGAGCGGCUAAUUGGCAUUGGACUAAAGCAGAUUCAUUGGAUCGGCAAAUGCGAGGCAGACAAGAUUGUGAAGGGCACCUACGAUGUACCUGCUAAUGAGGGUGGGAAUUACGCGCUCGUCUUUGACAAUACCUUUUCUAAACAGAUCUCCAAGACUGUGACCCUUGUACUACUCACCUAUCCAACAGCCUUGUCCCCGCAGUCGGCACCAGUACCCCAUGCUGCACUCCUCCCGGCUCGUGGAACCGAUUCCUCUGAAUCUGGAAAGCCGCUGGCUUCGCGAAGACGCGGAAAUAGCUCUGCGAAGGCCCUACCGCCAUCUAUCAACACCGACUCAGCCUCCGUCCACACCGGCAUCCUGCAGAAGCGGCGGAGAAAGCGCCAUCAGGGCUGGGCAAGACGAUUCUUCUCCUUGGAUUUUACAUCAUCCACACUGUCCUACUACCACGAUCCGAACUCGUCCGCCCUACGUGGCUCCAUUCCCUUAAACUUAGCAGCCGUCGCGUGCAACGAGAAUUCGCGUGAGAUUUCAAUUGACUCAGGCACCGAAGUUUGGCAUCUCCGAGCCAGCAAUGAUCAAGAAUUCAUUUUGUGGAAGCGGGCUUUGGAAAGGGCAUCUUCCAAAACCCCAGCGGUGGAGGAGAGCUAUCCUGAGCCCCUGUUACGCGUACCGUCGCAGCGUAUCCUCACUAACGCUGCGGAAGAGCGGGAAUGGACGCAGGUUGAAAGCCUCGUGAGCAAGAUAUCCGGCUCCAGGGCUGCUGUUCGCCGAUUGGCCAAAGACACAGAUCCGAAGUAUUUGGGUUAUGGUGCUUCGGAGCGGCCGAGCGGCCGCUCUCCGAGUCCGCGUCCUGAGGCAAAUGGUGACGAGUCCAUAGAAGCGCGCGAAAAACGUCAUUUCUGGAAACGGAAAGCCAGUGGAAGUUCUCAACUUGGCGGGGUCAAGCGUACGACGAUGACGCCCUCCUCCACACAGCUGGCCGUGCCAACGCCCCCCUCAGGAGACACUGCUUCGCUUGCCGGUGACCGUAAAUCAAGCAGUGUCACCAGCCACCCAGAUCAGAUGGAAGAAAUACAUGACCAAAUUAUGGCUGUGCUACGCGAUUUGGACGAUUCUGUCACUGAGUUCUCGACUCUGAUUGCGGAAAGUAAACAGCGACGACACCCACCGGGUCUGACGACCCAGUCACGACUCAGCAUGGAAUCGGACAUGUCCCAGGAAUUUUUCGAUGCUGUGGACGGGGGCAGUGCGUCCCCGUUGUUGAAAAUUAAGGGUGACAGUGACGAUGAAGGGGCAGCUGACUUCGCCGAUGCCGCCGCCCGGCAAGCAGAAGAUAAAGUUGUAGCGGACGAUGCGCCGUCGGACAGUGAGGACGAUGUCUCUGAGGCUCCUACACCUCACGGUGAUCGAUACGCCCCGCUGUUUCCUGCGAAACCCAAAUCACUCACUCCUCUACCGCUUAGCAAAGUUCCUCGUCGUUCGAACAUACCAGCUCCGACAGUCAUGCCCCCUAGUUUGAUCGGGUUCCUCCGCAAGAAUGUCGGAAAAGACCUAUCCCAGAUCUCGAUGCCGGUGUCAUCUAAUGAACCGUUCUCGUUGUUACAACGUGCAGCCGAGGUUAUGGAGUAUUCUAUGCUUUUAGACCAGGCCGCCAGCGCUUCGGAUUCCAUUGAACGGCUUAUGUAUGUGACUGUCUUCGCACUCUCGUCACUGUCUUGCAACCGAGUGAAGGAGCGGUCCAUCCGGAAGCCGUUCAAUCCCAUGCUGGGAGAAACAUACGAGCUUGUACGCGAAGACCUUGGGUAUCGAUUCAUUGCAGAGAAGGUCUCCCACAGACCCGUACAAUUAGCUUACCAAGCAGACGGUAAGGAUUGGAGUAUUGCACAGUCACCGAUGCCAACGCAGAAGUUUUGGGGAAAGUCCGCAGAGAUUGUGACCGAAGGAAAGAUGAGAUUAACGCUACACACGACGGGUGAGCAUUUUAGCUGGUCCAAUGCCACGUCCUUCUUGCGCAACAUCAUCGCUGGUGAGAAAUACUCUGAGCCUGUUGGCGAAAUGUCUAUUGUGAAUGAAACGACGGGCCAAAAAACCGUGUCAACCUUCAAAGCAGGGGGCAUGUUCUCCGGCCGCAGCGAGGAGGUCACCACGAAAGCGGUAGACACUAACGGUCGUGAACUAGCUCUGGGGCUGACGGGUACCUGGACUACCUCGCUCCAGAUGACCAACAAUGGCUCUCCCACAAGAACUGUGUGGAAUGCCGGACCGUUAGUGCCCAACGCACCCAAACACUACGGCCUCACAGCGUUUGCGGCCACUCUGAAUGAGAUCACCCCAAUCGAAGACCACAAGCUUCCCCAGACGGACUCUCGUCUCCGUCCCGACCAACGGGCCUUGGAAGACGGUGACGUUGACCGGGCAGAGGAAGUCAAGGUCAAGCUAGAAGAAGCUCAACGUGCUCGCCGCCGCGAGCUGGAAUCUGCCGGCCAAACGUGGAAUCCUAGGUGGUUUACUCGAGUGGACGAUGACGCCACCGGAAAUGAAGGCGAGGUAAUGUGGCGUUUGAGAUCGGGUAAAGAGGGAUAUUGGGAAGAGCGGUCGAAAGGGACCUGGACCGGCGUGAUACCUGUGUUUGAGCCGUGAAGCGGUUCUUUUGUGCAUUAGAAUCGAUGCGUAUGUAUGUUUGCUUAGUAUAUAACUAAGUCGCUAUGAUCCGUUUAGAAUUCUGGCGGUUCACAAUUUUUCUUGGCUGUGGAUGGCCAUUCAAUGGCCUUUCAGCAUGAUAAUUCCCUCCAUAAGAACGACUUAUCAAGCAUAUCCUAC
Aspergillus alliaceus is the source of this 3399-nucleotide messenger RNA. RefSeq names its product oxysterol-binding protein related protein OSH3. Lineage: Eukaryota; Fungi; Ascomycota; Eurotiomycetes; Eurotiales; Aspergillaceae. The transcript is spliced from 2 exons. Gene Ontology annotation, biological process: exocytosis; maintenance of cell polarity; endocytosis. Gene Ontology annotation, cellular component: intracellular membrane-bounded organelle; cytosol; plasma membrane. The annotation marks the transcript as partial. The record is from RefSeq and is a predicted model, not a curated record. Gene Ontology annotation, molecular function: sterol binding.